This is a messenger RNA of Exaiptasia diaphana, 1595 nucleotides long. Its product is annotated as peroxisomal targeting signal 2 receptor. The coding region runs from base 205 to 1161 and encodes 318 amino acids. The record is from RefSeq and is a predicted model, not a curated record. NCBI's taxonomy places the organism in Eukaryota, Metazoa, Cnidaria, Anthozoa, Actiniaria, Aiptasiidae. Gene Ontology annotation, biological process: protein import into peroxisome matrix. The transcript has 10 exons. Gene Ontology annotation, molecular function: protein binding. Gene Ontology annotation, cellular component: cytosol; peroxisomal matrix.
AUGGCGACCCCCGUGUGGAAAAGUUUAUUUUUGAAAUUUCGAUAGGAUUUACUGCAGUUAUCAUAYGCAUAUAUGCAAUGCGAGGGUCUUACAUCGGUGGAAGUUGAAUUGACGGGAUAUUUUUGUGAUCGAGUAACUUGGUAGUUUUUAGCCAACGUUACAGUUGGUAUUUCGCAAACGCUGGUGUCUUAUGUCAUCAGGGUCAUGGCCCUGGUCUUUCGCACCCGUAAUCGCCACGGUUAUGCUGUGAAAUUCUCACCRUAUUUGAGCCACAGACUUGCAUGUGCGUCGUCGCAGCAUUACGGAAUAGCUGGCCGUGGCUCGUUGUAUAUCCUCGACGUUACGCCCAGAGGAAUUGCAUUAGUUAGACAACUAGAGUGGAAUGAUGGAUUGUUUGAUUGCGCAUGGAGUGAGCAUAAUCAAGAUGUUAUUGUAUCAGCAAGUGGAGAUGGUUCCUUGCAGCUGUGGAAUGUCAAUAAUCCUGAGCCAAUAAAGGUUUUCAAAGGCCACACAGCUGAGGUGUAUGGUGUGGAGUGGUGUCCAGGCAGAGAUGGUGACACAUUUCUCAGUGCAUCAUGGGACAAUACCAUUAAAUUGUGGGAUCCACAAAGAUUAGAGUGUCCAUUAGUGUCCAACUUUUCUGGUCAUCAAGGUGUCAUUUACUCUGCGUUAUGGUCUCCCCACAUACCGCGAACAUUUGCUUCGGCAUCUGGUGACCACACCCUUGGCAUAUGGGACAUCAGUUGCCCUGACAGACCGCAGCACGUGAUUAGAGCUCACGAUGGUGAGGUAUUGACUUGUGAUUGGGCCAAAUACGAUCAGAAUCUUGUUAUUUCUGGAUCAGUGGACACGUUUAUAAGAGGAUGGGACAUUCGYAAUACAGAAUCACCAGUGUUUAGCUUUAAAAGUCAUCAGUAUGCUGUCCGAAGACUAAAGUGCUCUCCUCACCAUGGCAACAUACUUGCAUCAUGUUCGUAUGACUUCUCUGUGCGGACAUGGGACCUUAGAGAYACAUCCCCACUUCAGACUAUAGAACAUCACUCAGAGUUUGUUACAGGYCUAGACUUCAAUCUUCAUCAAGAAGGACAGCUUGCCGACUGUUCAUUUGAUGGUCUGGUAAUGGUCUACAGCCCACCAUCAGCCAUUCCAAGGAUAUUAUAACAUUGAGAUAUGGACAAAAUGAUAUUGGAAUGGCAUUGAGUAGACACCUGUGAAACUUGGUGGUUCCAUCACAACUAUGUUUUACAUCAGAUUAAUUUUGCCACAAAGUACAAAUCAAAACUAAUUUUAUUUGGAGGCGAGAUAUUUUCACAAUUUCAGAUGAUUGCAAUGCCAGCUUAAAGAUCGACAAGAAGUGUUGGAUGUACAGCAUAAGAAUUAAUUCAAAAAUAGAGGACUCUAUAAACAAUCUUGUUAAUAAUUAGUUUUUUUUUCUUUGAUUUCCAUCAUUACUUUUCUUUUUGUUUGAUUUAAAGUCAGUUUCAUUAUGGAUGCCAGUGAUCGGCACAUAAGGCCUGGUCUCUAGUAUAUGAUUGGUCCAAUCAUGYAGCCCUUCCAUURUUCUUAAAAGUUUUAUCAAUAGRCCWUUUCUGAGA